This is a messenger RNA of Oldenlandia corymbosa var. corymbosa, 516 nucleotides long. Lineage: Eukaryota; Viridiplantae; Streptophyta; Magnoliopsida; Gentianales; Rubiaceae. The record is from the annotation of a GenBank genome assembly.
AUGGUGGGCGCCGCUACUCCGUUGAAGGUGGCCAAGACCGUGUUGGAAGUCGCCGACUUUACAUGGACGGUCGUUGAGGGAUUUCGCCAUCAUAAUCUCCACCACCGCCACCAUACAGCGACACCGGCGCCGACGGCGAAAAAAAUCAAGGAAGAGAAGGAAUUGGAAUCCCUGCGGACAGAGAAUUGCCGCCUCAGGAUUUUACUGGAAGAACGAAAGCUCAAACUCCUGGAAUCUUGCCUGCCUGACCUUCGACGGGAAUUGAAGAAUUCCGGCGGGUGCGGUCACCAACUCUCUGUUUCUUCCGUGGAGGAUGAUGAUGAAAUUGAAACAAAGGAUUAUGUAAUUGUGAACGAGGGAGACGUGGUGGACGGGAUUGAGAAUUUCAUGGCGCAAUGCGUCGUUUUGGAUCCAAAAACUAGGGAUUUGGCGCCAGGGAAGCUUCAGAAAGCCAUAACCAAAGCGAUGGCUGUGAAAAGUAAGGUGGAGAAGGUGGUGCACAGUGUUUGUGGAUAG